CCCCCCGCCGCGCCCCCGGACUGUGGGACUGGCGCAGCUGGGGCUCACAGCACCAUGAUGGACCUGUUCGAGACCGGCGCCUACUUCUUCAGCGACCUGCGCUACCUGGACGGGGACAAUGGCGCGCUGCCCCACCUGGAGAUGGCGGGCGUGUCCCCCCUGUACCAGGGGAGCGACGGCGCCCCGUCGCCCGGCCCCGGGCGGGUCCCGUCCGAGACGGGGGGCGAGAGCAGCGGGGGGGAGGAGCACGUGCGGGCGCCCGCGGGGCUCCAGCCGCACCGCCCGGGGCAGUGCCUGGUCUGGGCCUGCAAGACCUGCAAGAGGAAGUCGGCCCCCACUGACCGGCGCAAGGCGGCCACGCUGCGGGAGCGGCGGCGGCUGAAGAAGAUCAACGAGGCCUUCGAGGCCCUGAAGAGGAAGACCGUGCCCAACCCCAGCCAGCGGCUGCCCAAGGUGGAGAUUUUACGCGGCGCCAUCAGCUACAUCGAGAAGCUGCAGGACCUGCUCCGCACGCUCGACGAGCAGGAGAAGAUGCAGGAGAAAGACGCGUUCGGCUACAGCGCCAAGCAACAACACGUUUCCAAUACGGAGUACCACGGGAGAAAGUCUUGCCAUAACUGGCAAAGCAUUGCAGAUCAUUCCAAUGUGCUGAUGACGAAUCAAAGAGAGGGAACUGCUGUCGAGUCCUCCGGUUCAACCAGCCUACGUCAUCUGUCUUCAAUUGUGGACAGUAUUUCGAGCGAAGAACAGAAAAAAAUCAGCGAGGAGGCGUCGGAAACAUAAAAUAAUUGAAUAAUGAACGAUGAAGAAUUUUAUACACAAACUACACAAAACGUUCUCAUUUCCACCAUGUCAUUUCAAAUAAUUUCUUGGUUAAUUGAUUCUGGGAUUGACAUGGGUAAUAUAUAUUUUUUUUUUUUCAAUCAGCAAUAGAAUUAUUCAUGUUUUAUUUUCCAAAACAUCUACACAGUCUUCGUCCAUUUUUAUUACCUAAAGGACACAAAGGAUUGAAAGUACAGUUGUCUUUUUUAUUUUAUUUUAAACAGAAUAUAUAUGUACAUUUUUCCAGAAAUUUAAAUGUUGUAAAUAUUUUAUACUGGAUAACAAAUUAAAUUAUUUUAUAUGUCAAAGUUUUAAAUUAAAUAAAAAAUUAAGAUUUGUAUUGUCAUUGCAAUGUGUGCCUCCGGAUUAAACAUCAAAGGCAUAACUAAGCUAUAUUUGUGUUGUCAAUGUGAAAAACACAAAAUAGAAACAAAGCUUUAUUUCGAGAGGAUAUACUGAAUACAUUUUUCAACAUAUGAAAAUGGGUUUUUGGCACUGGCGCAUUUGAAUAAACCAAUGAUUGUUGAAAAAGUGAGUGCUGUCCAAUCAUAUAAUACAUAAAGUCAGUUAUGUAUCAGUCAAGUCUUCUACAUAAACACAUCCAAGUCUCUCCUUCAUGGUGAGCUCUCAAUUUCUAAUUUAUUUAAUUUUUUUCUGUACUUUAGCCAAUUACUAAAAACAAUUGCUGCUUUGCAAUAGGGCCUUUUCAGGCAUAUCUAGAGCAUCCAUUUUGUGUUUCUCGAUGACUUUGAGUUCCCGCUAGCGAGCCCAUUCGCAGCUUUCUAUGUUCCCCUGGCUUUGAGUGGAGUAUUAACUGCUGAGGCUGGCCGGAACGCUCUCCUCUUCUCCUCCCGGCUAUUUAAAGGACGAAAAACGACACCGAGUCCAAAAUAGGCUUGGCUUUUUCUUUGCGCCUAGCUGACAAUAAGCUAGUCACAGUGCAUCCAGUACAG
Messenger RNA from Conger conger (European conger), 1775 nucleotides. RefSeq names its product myogenic factor 6 (gene myf6). Gene Ontology annotation, molecular function: RNA polymerase II cis-regulatory region sequence-specific DNA binding; protein dimerization activity; DNA-binding transcription factor activity, RNA polymerase II-specific. Lineage: Eukaryota; Metazoa; Chordata; Actinopteri; Anguilliformes; Congridae. Bases 55 to 783 code for a protein of 242 amino acids. The record is from RefSeq and is a predicted model, not a curated record. The transcript is spliced from 3 exons. Gene Ontology annotation, biological process: muscle organ development; positive regulation of myoblast differentiation; regulation of transcription by RNA polymerase II.